Molecule: messenger RNA, 693 nt
Organism: Chiroxiphia lanceolata (lance-tailed manakin)
Lineage: Eukaryota; Metazoa; Chordata; Aves; Passeriformes; Pipridae
Exons: 6
Coding region: 1-693 (230 amino acids)
Source: RefSeq, a predicted model, not a curated record
AUGGCAUCUCUGCUGGAGGUAGCCAUAACGCCAGACAGAGAUGUGCAGCAGAGCCCCCCUGUGGUACCCAAGCUGGCCUGGGUGAAAGAGGAGGAGGAGGAGGAGGAAAGCCCUGGGGCUGCUCCAGCACAGCAGCCUGAAGAGGUGCAGCAGGUGCAGCCCCCACAGGAGGAUGCAGGCCAGGAGCGGACAGAAGAGCAGCUCCGUGCCCGUGGCCGCUUCCGCAGGGCAGCACAGCUGGUUUGCAGAUUCAUCAGGUGCAUUUGGCGUGAAGAGGCCACUUUCAUGGCCACUGGGGACACGGUAAACUCGGACCUCUUCAAUGCCCAGACCAGCGUUGCCCUGUUGGAUUUGCUUGUGGAGAACGGUGUCUACAAAGCGAAGCAAGUGCCAUCCAUAGUCAGGUGCAUCCACCAGUGGCUCACGUCCAAUGUGUCUGCUGAGCACAGGCUGGACAAGACUCUUGUCCUGCUGACCGAGGCACACCCUAUGGAUGUUGCAGUGACCCUGCUGCGCUCUGCCCCAGCCUGUGACAGAGCUGCUCACACCAUGUGGAAGAUGCUCAUCUCCUCCAGAGGGACUAAGGAGCCAGUGCUGCAGAUCCUCUUCCGUGUGCUGGAAUACUGGCCAGCGCACAGGAGUCGCACCUCUGAUGGGGAUGAGAGGGAUGUCUUUGCCCUGGCUGGGCAGUGA